Messenger RNA from Gadus macrocephalus (Pacific cod), 2814 nucleotides. It is a transcript of the gene tlcd5a, whose product is annotated as TLC domain containing 5a. Lineage: Eukaryota; Metazoa; Chordata; Actinopteri; Gadiformes; Gadidae. Bases 752 to 1501 code for a protein of 249 amino acids. The record is from RefSeq and is a predicted model, not a curated record. Gene Ontology annotation, cellular component: membrane. The transcript has 3 exons.
UUGAGGUCAAGGUUUCAAUUGAGUGUAUUGGAGGACUAAUGUUGUGUCUGUCUUUAACAAUAUAGUGGUCUGUUGUAGCGUUCGAUCAGUGUAACUGUUAGCUUCCUCCUCCUACGAUACUGAGUGUACAUUUAUAAAAUAUCUUACAUUUAUUAGAUUUAUUUUUAAUAAUACAGAUCAAUUCAGACGUUAGUCUUAAAUGCAUGUCUUAUCAUUGCCAUAUACAACGUGACUACUACUCCGCGUCCUAUCUUUACACUUGACUAGAUUAUAUUUUAUGACAACAAUACACAGACAGCAGCACAACGAUAUAAUCCCAAUAAUGAUAAAGAAAUCAAGCAUUUGUGAGGACGGACUAAAAACGACACUAAAUGAUUGUGGCAUUGGCAAAUGGCAAAGUUAAGUCUCACACUUGCACUCGUAUUACAAUGCAUUGCGGGGAAUGUGUAUUCAUCAGUCUACUCCCUCGCAUUAACAUCAGGGAUGGUUUUCCAAGUGAUUACAUCAAGUUCUGUGAACGCUUAAGCUAUCUCACUCACUCUGGUCAACAUAUAGGGUGUAGUCCUGCCCAUUGAAAUCCUUUCAGCUCAUGGUACAAACGUCACAGAAGGGCCGUCUUCAUCACCCCACCCGCUGUGAGCCUGCCUACUGUGGGGGCAGAGUUCAGCAACAGUACAGUACACACAAUUGUUGCCCUUUUACAAAUAGAUUCCAACAGUGAGUCUCUGAGCGGUGGCACGGCAUCUCCAGGAUGACUUUGCUGGCUGCAGUUGUGCUGCUUUGCCUCUCUGGGUGGGUCGCUCUUUACGUGAUCCUUUGCAACAUCAAUGGCUCCCGGGGCUAUGAAUGGAACUGCCGGCUGGUGACCCUGCUGCAUGGCGUGCUAGUUGUCUGCAUCACAGCCUACAUCGGCUAUGUGGACGGACCCUGGCCCUUCACAUACCCAGGCACAAAGAACACCCCUCUGCAGAUCAGCGCCAUGGUCCUGAGCCUGAGCUACUUCAUCUUCGACAUGGUGUGGUGCAUGUACUUCCGCACGGAGGGCCCUGUCAUGCUGGCCCACCACACGGUCAGCAUCCUGGGCAUCGUGGUCACACUGUGGCUGGGCGAGUCGGGCGUGGAGUCCUGCGCCGUCCUCUUCGGCAGCGAGAUCACCAACCCCCUGCUGCAGGCGCGCUGGUUCCUGCGCCGCACGGGCCGCUACGAGACGGCGCUGGGCGAGGCCGUGGACCUGGCGUUCGUGCUGCUCUUUGUGUUCAUGCGGGUGUUUGUGGGCGGGGCCAUGCUGUACUGCGAACUGAUCUCGCCCCGGCCCCGCUUCUUCAUCAAGUGCGGCGGCGUGGCCAUGUACGCGCUGUCCUGGGUGUUCAUGGUGGACAUCUGGCGCUUCGCCAAGCGGAAGUACGGGAGCAAGAUGGCGCAGUGGAGAGAGCAGGGAGCCAGGAGCCUGAAGAACGGGGCGGUGGUGGGAGACGACGCUCAUGAAGGGAAACUUGACUGAAGUUCUGCCACUUUUUCAACACUGUUUUUGUUGUUGUUGUUGUUGUUGUUGUAGUUUUGCUCAUUUUGGAAUUGACAUGGACAAAGGGAGUGUGCAUUUGUCUACAUGACUGUCAACUGUACUGUACAAGUGAUUUCUGAAUAUUGCUUUUGCUUCAGAUGUUACCGCGAAUACUGCUUAGUUUGGUCGUGCAUAAAGGACCUAGACUGAAGAGGAAAGUAUGUGGCACAAGGUUAAGAGUGAUUCUUAAGAGGCUUAUUUCAGCGUCAUUCCAAUUCAAGGGACCAUAGGUCUAAUGACCAACUGGGCUACUGGCUAUUACUAUGAAUGGAUGUCCCCAAGAGACAUAUUUUAGGGUGGGAAGAUGUGAGUGAUUAUAUUUCGGGAUAUAAUUCACUUUUGUGUGAUGACAGUGAUGCAUAAUUUGUGGAAAAACUAGUUCUGUCAUUUGUGAAAAAGAAAUGUAUGUGUGAAAUCAUCUCUGCCACAAAGAUUUGUCAGUAUUCUCUUGAAGCCUGUGUUUGGUCCUAUCACUGAAGUUCGAUCCACAGAUUUUGUCAAGAUUUUCAAUAUUAUCAAUAUGGUGCAAUGAAUAAUCUUUUACUUUCUUUUUGAUAAUGACUUAAUUUGUAUGUUUGUCUUAAAGUCUGACUCCUGUUUGUGUUGAGAAAGCACAGUGAGUCUCAAAAAAACACAAUUUCAUGACUUUCUUGGCUUUUAACAAAACGUGUUUGCUUGAUCCUUGUUGAAUACAAAAGGAAAACAUUCAUGUGAUAGGGUUGGCUGAUUUAUGUUUGCAUUGGCUAGUGCAUCGGCAAUGUAUGAGAACACUCGCAGAAAAACCUAUUGAUGGUGUAAAGCAAGUGAGAAAUAAUUAAUUGGGAGAGAUAAUAUAUAUAUCUUAAUGGAAACAUUUCAGAAUAUCUAAUUUAUGCUAGUGUCUCUUUCACCAUUAUUAUAUAUUUAAUUCAACUUUAUAGUCUAGCAAAAUGCUUGAGACAUUACUAAUUCAUUUUCAUAGUGGACUUCUUCCAUUUCAAUGGUGCUGAUGAAUGGAUCAUGUGAUCAAUACUUUGUCUAUAUAGACAAAUGUUUUUUGUGCCUUAAAUCUGAAUGUACUUACCUAAACAUGUUGUUAAAAAAGUGUUGUGAUGUAAUACAAUUUCCUUAAAACACAUGUGGGAGUAAUAAAAUGAUUUUGAUAACUUUUGACCAUUUAUGUAGAUAUUUUUCAACUACCGUUUUUAGUCUCACAGGUGGUAUUGUGUAACAGGUUGCUUUUCCAUUUCAAUAAAGGCUACCUUACGUGUCCA